AUGUAUGGGCAAACGUGGCUCAGAGAAGUUCCUUAUACUUCUGUAUCUAAAAUACGAGUAUGUUUAUGCUUUCUCCAAAUACAUUUCCACAAAACAAAUGGACAAUAUUACAACGAUGAUUAUCGUGUAACAGAUGAUGUCGAAGAAGAUGAUUCGGGAAAAUAUUCAGACGAUGAACCACAACAAAAAGAUUACACAAAAUAUUAUGCAAAUGAUAAAUCAUUACCGUUUGGCACUGUAAACAAUGAUGGAGAAACUGCAGCUCAAACAGAUGGUCAAGGAUUCGUAACACCGCUAGAUUUUAGUGGAUUAUUUACUGAUUCACAUUUUGGAUUGGGAAUUGGUGCAAGUAAUGUCAAAAAUGUAUUUGCUGCCCAACCUUUAUUUGGACUGGACACAAGUGCAUCCACAAAUAAUCAUACAGGAUUUGUUUCCCCUCAGGAAUUUAAAUCAAUAUUUGAUGUUGCCUCGUCAGCGUCUGAAUCAGGUUUCCGAGCAAAAGAUUUCCUCGCUCCAAAUUCCAACCAGGAUAGUUUAUCAAGUUUUUUUGCAUCACCCUUUGAUAGUGAAAAAACUUUAGCACCAUCACAAUCCAAAAGUUCAAAUUUACAUAACAUUAAUCCAGGUCCACAUUAUCCAGGUCUUACUGCCCUUCCUCCCACUGAACAAUAUAAAAAAUCAUCAUCAAAUUACAAAAAAUCGAAAUUGAAGCCACAAAACUAUGACCCAGAAAGCGAAGAUUAUUCAAGUGACUAUGUUUCUCCAACAAUAUCUACUGAUUAUAAUGCUCCAUAUUCAUCGAGUACAUUUUCAUCGGACUAUAAUGAUCCAACAGAAUUGAUUCGAACUACGGUAGAACCUCAUUACGGUAAAUCAAGUUACCCAACACCAGCUUCAUUAGAGACAUUGGGAGCUAAAAAUCCAUAUUACCCAACUAAACCUAAUAAAUAUAUUUCAAAUACUCCCUACCAAAAAUAUAGUUUCCAACCAAGCAAUAAAUUUGAUGUUUUAUCUGGCACAGCCUUACCAUCAAACUUACCCUACACUAAAUUUCCGGCACCAACGCUAAGUGCAAAUCGUGAAGACACCGAAAUAGUGACGAGGAAAAAAUGCCGUAAAAUUGAAAAACCUUUACCUACCAAAGAAUAUGGUGGCCAAUCAUCACGUUUUCGUCGUCAAGCAAUGACAUGUUUUGUAUGCAAGGAUGCAAAAUCUGGUGAAACUUACGAACAAUGUUCGUACACAUCCGAACCGAAUCAAAAAGAAUAUUUCGUUGGCCAAAAAUAUAGUAAUCAUGAUGCCAGUCCUUCACAAGCGACAAGUUUUCGAUAUAAACGGUAUGCAAAAAAAUCGAAAUAUGUCAAGAAACAAUACGAUGCUGAAGGUGAAGCCGAAGAUGAUCCAUAUGGUUUAAAAGAUUUAAAAUAUUACGGUUAUAAAUCGCAACCAUCUGAAUUUACUUCAGCCACAUAUAAAGCACCAAGUUUUAAAGAAUACGACCAUACCCAUGAAGACGACAAAACUUAUGAUGAUCCAAAUUAUUAUUCAUUUGAUCCAAUUAUUGAAAGUUAUGCAGCACAACAAUCCGAACAAGUGAAACAAGAUGGUGGCGAUUGUGAAAAAGUUGAAAAGGAUUCAAUGACAUGUUUAGUUUGUAAGAACCCUAAAACUGGGGGUAAUUUUGAACAGUGUUCAUAUGCCUCAAAACCGCAUGAAAAUAAAUAUGCUUAUACCAAAGAGAAAAAAUAUGAUAGUAAUGAUGACGAUAAUGCGGAAGAUUCAGAAGAAACCGCACAAAAACCAGUUGUAAAACCAAAACGAACACAGAACUCGCGAAGAGGUAAUAGAAGGAAGUCAAAUGAAGUUUGUGAAGAUGUUAAAAAAGAUUCGUUAACAUGCAAAGUAUGCAAAAAUUUAAAAACCGGAACAAAAUCAGAAAAAUGUUCAUAUAGAUCGGAACCAGAUCCAAAAAAAUAUACAUAUAAAAAUGAAAGACGGUAUGGCGGUAAAAAACCAAAGCAAGAUCAAAAAGAACAAGAAGGAGACGCAUCAGAGCAUAAAUUAGUAGGUGCAUCAUCCAAUAAUCACGAACACAUCAAAAAUAUUCCCAACGACUAUGAAAUUCCCGCUCAUUUUGAGCGAUCAAUUAACGAACAAAAAAAACUUAAGGAAAAUGGAUUUCAAUCCAGGAGUUUUGAUGUAAGUGACAGUGAACAUGAUAAAACUGGAGAUAGUUCAAAUGAUAAAGAAUAUUAUGAACCAAAAUCAUCAAAAAAGGAUAAGGAUGAACAUUACGAUUACUUCGAAGAUCAAUCUAAGGACAAAGAAGAUGAUAAAAAAGAAUCGAGUACAGAUGAUAAAGAAUAUCAUGCAGAAGCCCCAUCAAAUUAUGAAGAUUAUUUUGCAAAAAUUUUCCCAGAAUAUGCAGCAAUCAAACAAGCGGAACGUGAAGAAGAAGAGGAUGGUGCGGCAUCUGAAUUAAAAGAUAAAACGGAAGAAUUUAAAUAUCCAGAUGAAUAUUUUGCAGAUAGUUCAAGAAAAAAUGUCGAAGAGGUUUUAGCGGAAUUUGCAAAAAAAGAUCGAUCUAAUUGUAAAAAAGUAACAAAAGAUAAAUUAACAUGUUACAUGUGUGUGGAUGAACACGGAAUUAAAAACGAAGAAUGUAUGUAUGUGACGGAAUCACAACCAGUACAAAAACACAUGGCGUACCAUCGUGAAAAAAAUUUUAGGUCAGUACCAGAAAAUCUUCCUGAAUCAUCCUCUAACAUAGAUAGUUCUGCAUCUCAAAUUAUUUCAUCUAACAUUCCAACUAACAUAACGACCACACUAAAACCUACAACCACUAUAUUACCAUCAACUACUUCGAAACGAAAAAAUAAAUUUAAAAAAGUUGGCCGCACUAGUGAAACUGUUACUGAAAUACAAGAUAAUUAUUCAUUAAAUGACUUUAAACCGACAAAACGACCAAAAUUAAUAAAAAGAUCUAUUACGGAAGUAGAAAGUAGAACACUUAACCGCAAAAAACCAUUUCGUAAGGCUGAAGAAUCGCGUAAGAAGGAGAAAAAACAAAAAAUUACUGAAAGUGAUAAGGAUCCUGAACCACCCACACCUGUGGAAUUUCAAGUAGAAGGGUCUGAUGGUGCUUUUGCUUCAGAAUUACAACCCGUAUAUAGUAAAAAAUUGGGUAUAACAUUACCAGCUUUUAUGCUAACAAGAUCUGAACAUGAAGCUUCAUUUGAUGAAGCUGUUGCAUCGGGAUAA
Messenger RNA from Chrysoperla carnea, 3261 nucleotides. RefSeq lists its product as uncharacterized. The coding region runs from base 1 to 3261 and encodes 1086 amino acids. Lineage: Eukaryota; Metazoa; Arthropoda; Insecta; Neuroptera; Chrysopidae. The transcript has 3 exons. The record is from RefSeq and is a predicted model, not a curated record.